AUGGUAUUCACCGUCCGCCAACUGCACGAGAAAUUUAAGGAAAUGGAUCCAUCUCUACUCUACCUUUGUGAAUGUGACGAUACGGUGAAUCGUGAAGGACUGGGAAAGAUCAUGCAGAAAUUUGGCUGUCCCGAAGGAUUUACUACUCAAAAGCUGCGUCAACUCCACGAUGGCAUCAUGACGCGAGUCACGGACAAUGGAGCCGUUUCAGAGGUACUUGCUUUUACCAAUGGAGUGAAGCAGAGCUGCGUCCUCGCGCCUACCCUCUUCAGUCUCGUGUUCUCUUCCAGGCUAAAGGAAGUCUACCGUGAAGACUGUUUCUGGAUUCGCGCCGCCUACUGGACGGACGUCCACCUCCUCAAUCGGCGGCGGUAG
Spirometra erinaceieuropaei is the source of this 375-nucleotide messenger RNA. The record is from the annotation of a GenBank genome assembly. Lineage: Eukaryota; Metazoa; Platyhelminthes; Cestoda; Diphyllobothriidea; Diphyllobothriidae.